AUGGUUUUAACGGAGCCUGAUAUUUUACAGUUUACCGAAUAUAAUUUUACCUUGAAAAAAGAAGUAGUUCUUAUCAAUAGAGAUGAUAAUGAUGGUCUUGGAUUUACAAUAAUCGGUGGCAUCGAUUAUCCAUAUUUUCCUGGUCAUAAUGGAAUAUUUAUAGUUUCUGUACGUCCAAAUACAGUUGUUGGAAGAGAUGGUAGAUUAAAAGCUGGUGAUUUAAUACACACAGUUAAUGGAAAAUCUCUACACAACAUCAAACAUUCCAAUGCAGUUCAAAUAUUAAAAAACCUUAAGCCUGGGCCGGUUGUAUUUGAAGUGACAUUUAACGCUGAAAAAUGUAUUCUUUUGCAGCUCAAACAAACAACUGUUCCCGGAAAAGGAGUUUUUAAAAAUAGAGGCUCUCUUUGUUCAGAAAUAUUAAAAAGAGAUUCAAAUUUAACACUUACUAACAAAAUGACAGCUGUGAUUGGGAAUCAAACUUCUGAAAAUUUAUUUAAUUAUACACAAAAAUAUAAAAAUGAACUUGAUAAAUAUGAUGAAGCUGAUGAUACAGGUAUUUCAGAUACUGAAACAGAUAGUGUUUCAACAAAAAAUAACUAUACUCCAUAUCUAAGACAUCGAUUUAUCAGUUCUUCAAGUAGCAUUUAUGGGAAAAACAAUUACAAUAAGUCAUCAGCAUCAUAUGAGUAUAUGAAUUUUGAAGAUGAUGAUAUAUUAGAAAGAGCCUCAACCGUUUCAUAUACACCAAGUGUAGUAGGAAAUUUUCAUGAUGAAAAUUGUAUUACUAUAACAGAAACACCUAAAAGAAAAAGAACCUUUAGUUUAAAUGAUAAUGAAAAUUUAAUUGAUGAUGAUAUCAUUCCUUAUUCUGAAUACAUGGUUGCUGUUGUAGGGGUUGGAGCAGUAGCUACAUUUAGUGUUCUUGUAUACAAAUAUUUUUUCAAAAAAUAA
Strongyloides ratti is the source of this 954-nucleotide messenger RNA. Its product is annotated as Synaptojanin-2-binding protein. NCBI's taxonomy places the organism in Eukaryota, Metazoa, Nematoda, Chromadorea, Rhabditida, Strongyloididae. Gene Ontology annotation, molecular function: protein binding. The coding region runs from base 1 to 954 and encodes 317 amino acids. The record is from RefSeq and is a predicted model, not a curated record. The transcript has 4 exons.